This is a messenger RNA of Dentiscutata heterogama, 194 nucleotides long. NCBI's taxonomy places the organism in Eukaryota, Fungi, Glomeromycota, Glomeromycetes, Diversisporales, Gigasporaceae. The record is from the annotation of a GenBank genome assembly.
CUGAGAGAAGAAUACUAAAAAGAGAAUAUCAGCUAGGCCGCAGAAAUCCAAUGUAUCUCCCAGUACAGCUCGAGAAAUCAAAAAUGGACAAGAGAUACAAGCCUUGGAUAGUACUGAAAGAUCAAGAUUCAACAGCUCUGGUAAUCGGUCGUGUUUUAGAAGCUAACGGUGAAGAUACAUACUUCAAACACUAG